AUGUACUCCUCCGAGGAACUCUGGAACUCCACCGAGCAGGUGUGGAUCAACGGCUCCAGGGCAAACUUCUCUCUAGGAAGACAAGGGGAUGACGAUGAUGAAGAGGAAGGGGAUCAGCACCCUUUCCUCACAGAUGCCUGGCUGGUCCCUCUCUUCUUUUCCCUUAUCAUGUUAGUCGGACUGGUGGGCAACUCUCUGGUUAUUUAUGUGAUUUCCAAGCACAGGCAGAUGAGGACGGCAACCAACUUUUACAUAGCAAACCUGGCAGCCACUGACAUCAUCUUCUUGGUGUGCUGCGUCCCCUUCACUGCCACCCUCUAUCCUCUCCCUGGAUGGAUCUUUGGCAACUUCAUGUGCAAAUUUGUUGCGUUCCUACAGCAGGUGACAGUCCAAGCCACCUGUAUCACUCUGACAGCUAUGAGUGGGGACCGCUGUUACGUCACUGUCUACCCUCUGAAAUCUCUCCGCCAUCGCACCCCAAGAGUAGCCAUGAUUGUCAGCAUCUGCAUUUGGAUUGGCUCCUUCAUCCUGUCCACCCCGAUUUUAAUGUACCAGCGUAUAGAGGAGGGUUAUUGGUACGGCCCGAGGCAGUACUGCAUGGAGAGAUUUCCCUCAAAGACACAUGAGAGGGCUUUCAUCCUCUACCAGUUCAUUGCUGCCUACCUGCUGCCUGUCCUCACUAUCUCAUUCUGCUACACUCUGAUGGUGAAGAGGGUGGGCCAGCCCACUGUGGAACCUGUAGAUAACAACUAUCAGGUCAACCUCCUGUCUGAGAGAACUAUCAGUAUCAGAAGCAAAGUCUCCAAGAUGGUUGUGGUAAUUGUCCUCCUCUUCGCCAUCUGCUGGGGUCCCAUUCAGAUCUUUGUCCUCUUCCAGUCUUUCUAUCCAAACUACCAGGCCAACUACGCCACAUACAAGAUCAAGACAUGGGCCAACUGCAUGUCCUACGCCAACUCUUCGGUCAACCCCAUAGUUUACGGUUUCAUGGGAGCCACCUUCCAAAAGUCCUUUAGGAAAACCUUCCCGUUUCUGUUCAAGCAUAAGGUCAGAGAUAGCAGCAUGGCUUCCAGGACUGCCAACGCUGAGAUCAAGUUUGUUGCUGCAGAGGAAGGCAACAAUAAUAAUGCAACAAAUUAA
Epinephelus moara (kelp grouper) is the source of this 1137-nucleotide messenger RNA. It is a transcript of the gene kiss1ra, whose product is annotated as KISS1 receptor a. Gene Ontology annotation, cellular component: membrane. The record is from RefSeq and is a predicted model, not a curated record. The transcript is spliced from 5 exons. The coding region runs from base 1 to 1137 and encodes 378 amino acids. NCBI's taxonomy places the organism in Eukaryota, Metazoa, Chordata, Actinopteri, Perciformes, Serranidae. Gene Ontology annotation, biological process: neuropeptide signaling pathway. Gene Ontology annotation, molecular function: G protein-coupled peptide receptor activity.